Trichomonas vaginalis G3 is the source of this 819-nucleotide messenger RNA. RefSeq names its product protein of unknown function, DUF4106 family. The transcript has a single exon. The annotation marks the transcript as partial. The record is from RefSeq and is a predicted model, not a curated record. NCBI's taxonomy places the organism in Eukaryota, Parabasalia, Trichomonadida, Trichomonadidae.
GAAGUAAACUAUUAUUUCAAUGCUGCUGGAGAUGCUUGGGACCCAGUUAAGUUCACAUGCGAAAAGUUUGAAUGCAAGAGAAUAGAAAGCAGACUUGCAGUCUAUAUGUUGGACCCAGAUAUUUCAAAUGCUUUAGCUGCCAAAUAUAUUGCAGUUCCACUUAUGUUCCCUAUACACCAAAUAUCUGUCAAAGACUUUGCAGGUGAAGUUGGAAACCAAAAUCCAGGAACCGCAGGUGCAAGAACAGAUAUUGCCUUAACAACUGCAAUGAAACAUGCAGAUACUAUGUUUGUACUGUUCAGACGAACUAUAAAUGACUAUUCUUGCUUCUACAACCCUGGUAUUAAAUACCAUAUAAACAUAGAUGGCAAAUAUUAUCCAAGAGAAGAAUAUUCUACAGUUGAGGAUAUGAGGUCAUACAACUUGACAUUAGAUGCUAUGAACUUUAACAACAACUUCACAACAACCAUUAACCCUGAAAUGCAAAGUUCUAUUAUGCCAUAUGUGAAAGUAUGGACUCAUACAGGAGGUCAAAAAACUCAAUAUACAAAUGGAGACCGUUCAAACUUUUGGCUUGGCAUUCCAUUUGCUGACUCAGAAGACUUUAUGGGUGGUAUUUCAACUGUUGGUACAGUUCAAAUACAAUAUACUGGUGACAGAGACGGUCCAGAUGAAUUGAAAGCAAAGAAGUUUACAAAACCAAUAGCACUUUUCACGGAAGAUGCUCUUUUGAAGAUUCGUUCGAUGAAACCUGCUGGGGCUCCUCAGAUUGGCAUAACGACAGCUUCCAUCGAGCAGAUUUUGGCAGCAGGUCAGUAA